Puma concolor (puma) is the source of this 1662-nucleotide messenger RNA. The record is from RefSeq and is a predicted model, not a curated record. NCBI's taxonomy places the organism in Eukaryota, Metazoa, Chordata, Mammalia, Carnivora, Felidae.
AUGAUGGUGGUCAUGGUGAACACUUACCAAGGGCUUACUUACCAUGGGCCAACCAGUGUUCCCAGCAGAAGGAAUCUUGCAAAGAAAUACCAACCUAAAAAGAACUCGAAGGAGGAAGAGGAAUACAGGUAUACAGCAUGUAAAGCCUUCCUUUCCACCCUGAACGAAAUGAACGAUUACGCCGGGCAGCACGAAGUUAUCUCCGAGAACAUGACCUCACACAUCACCGUGGAGCUAGCCCGCUACGUCCAGGAACUGAAGCAGGAGAGGAAAUCGAACAAAAACUCGGGGCGCCUGGCCCAGCAGCACUGGGAGUGAUGCCCCAGGGCUCUUAAAACCGAGAAGCGUGGCCUCGAAAGAGAGACAAGGAAGGAGAUGGAAAGAGCCCGAAUGUCCAUUGAUGGAUGAAUGGAUAAAGAUGUGAACCUGACUCGAGGAAACGUUUUAAAAGCACGUCAGCAAGCUCAAGUACGUCACCAAAUGGCCGAGGACAGCAGAGCCGAUUACUCGUCAAUUCUCCAGAAAUUCAACCACGAGCAGCACGAAUAUUACCAUACUCACAUCCCCAACAUAUUUCAGAAAAUACAGGAGAUGGAGGAAAGGAGGAUACUGAGGAUUGGGGAGUCAAUGAAGACCUACGCCGAAGUUGAUCGGCAGGUGAUUCCGAUCAUUGGGAAAUGCUUGGAUGAAAUAGUAAAGGCGGCCGAAUCGAUUGAUCAGAAGAAUGAUUCGCAGCUGGUCAUAGAAGCUUACAAGUCCGGCUUUGAGCCUCCCGGGGACAUUGAAUUUGAGGAUUACACUCAGCCGAUGAAGCGCACUGUGUCAGAUAACAGCCUCUCGAAUUCCAGAGGAGAAGGCAAACCGGAGCUCAAAUUUGGUGGCAAAUCCAAAGGAAAGUUGUGGCCCUUCAUCAAAAAAAAUAAGUCUCCCAAGCAGCAAAAGGAACCCCUCUCCCAUCGCUUCAACGAGUUCAUGACCUCCAAACCCAAAAUCCACUGCUUCAGGAGCCUAAAGCGUGGGACUCAGUCUUUCUGUUUUCACAAAGAACUCAUGAAGAGGACGAUAGGGAAGCCCACGUAUGCUUUUGAAGCUAGGGACUAUGUUCUUUCUCUCAAGCUGACCUGUGCCGUCCCAGAUGCCAUCACAAAAAUGAAAGAUGUUUACCUAAAGAAUCCUCAGAUGGGAGACCCAGCCAGCCUGGAUCACAAAUUAACAGAAGUCAGCCAAAAUAUAGAAAAACUGCGGCUAGAAGCCCAGAAAUUUGAGCUGCCUCAGUGCCUUUGCUUCUACGUCUCCGAGGUGAGGCGAGCUAGAAGCGGUGUUGCUGUGUGCUUUGCUUUCUUGAGCAGCCCGGAUGGCAGUUACACGGAGGAGCAGAGUCAGGAGAGUGAGGUGAAGGUGCUGGCCACGGAUUUCGACGACGAGUUUGAUGAUGAGGAGCCCCUGCCUGCCAUCGGGACUUGCAAAGCCCUCUACACGUUCGAAGGGCAGAAUGAAGGAACCAUUUCAGUAGUGGAAGGAGAAACGCUGUACGUUAUAGAGGAAGACAAAGGUGACGGGUGGACCCGCAUCCGGAGGAACGAAGAAGAGGGUUAUGUCCCCACUUCGUACGUCGAAGUCUAUUUGGACAAAAAUGCCAAAGGUGCUAAGACUUAUAUUUAA